UCGAUCGGGGAGAUCGUAGCGACAGUCACGCGAAGAGCGUUGGCUAAUUUCGAAUGAUGGCGAAUCUGUUGGUAUCAUUUGUGAUACUUGUAUCUAUAGUUCACGGAAAUACUCAAGAUGUCGACAUCACCGCCUUGAACAUUUUCGACGCCCUGUCGUCCACUUUGAACUGCGGACAGUUCAAGAACCUGAUAAUUGCAAGUGGUCUGCAAGUACAGGACUUCUUCAAGUUGAGCCAGUCGCUGACCCUGUUUGCUCAGAAUGACACUGCGUUCGAACAGAUGCUUCCCGACAAGAGACAGAAGCUGUUUAGUAUGACAGCCACUGAGAAGUCAGACUACGUCAAGUCAUACACAUUAACCAAAGUCUUGCAGACAUCCAGCAUGAACAAUAAUCUAAUCGAGAAAAGUCAAGGCGCACUGGGAAAUACCAACAUAUUCUUCUACAAGAGAGAAAGACGGCGGGACAAUAUAGUCAGCGGGUUAGCUGGUCGGACGGAAUAUUACGCCAAUGGAGCUCUGAUCUACAAACCAGAUGUCCGUGCACAGAACGGAAUUGUUCACAUAAUCGACCGUGUCCUUGACCCCAUUGUGCCCUAUGGAGUGUAUGGCUACAUUCAGAGGCCAGAAAUUCUGCAGCCUGCUUUGAAGAUGAAGUUCUUCACGGAAGUGACUGAGUAUGUUCGUGGAGAUUACUACAACCAGGCCAUAAGCCCACUGACUACUAGCGUCCGCUUCACCAUGUUUGUCCCGACCGACGAAGCCAUCGACAAAAUACCCAAAGAAAAACUGGAUGAACUCCGCGGAAAACAGCCUCAGCUGGCCGCUGUGAUCAAGCAGCAUGCAAUCCCUAACCUGGCGGUCUACACGUCCUUCGUGAACCACAACGAGGGCUUCCAGUGUUUAGAUGGGAGGGCAGUCUUCAAGAAGAACAUCCGAGAGUCUGUGUAUGUGAGCGCAGGUGGCGUCAACGCCCAGAUCACCAAGGGCAACCUCACUCUGUCCAAUGGCGUCAUCCACUUCGUCGACAGUCUGCUGGGCUAUGUCUACAACACAGCUCGGGAACAGAUCCAGCUGGACCCAUCUAUCAGCCAGUUCCGUCAAGUUCUUGACAGAAGUCGAAAGGAAUUACAGGAUUUCCUGGUCACCACUAGUGGGGUUACCGUGUUUGUGCCGAUGAACGACGCUUUCACCAAUCUCCAAAACCUGCAUGGCGUGGACUUCUUCAACAACCAGACUCUUAUCAAUUAUGUGGUGGAGCUAAACAUGUUGGAACCAGGCCUGGAGUUUGCCAUCACCAACGUCAACGGAGACUACCAGGCCCGCAUUGAGACACCGUCCCAGUACCGGGGCUGGAACAUCAAGAUCUACAGCCAGGGCAACGACACAUGGGCUGAAGGCGGCUACGUGAAGACACGGGUGAUCAGACCUGACGUGGGCGUGACGAACGGCUUCGUACACUACGUUGAUGGCAUCUUUGGCGUCCCGUACCGAGACGUCCCUGGCUUAAUCUACUGUGAAGACUGGCUGAUAAAGUCAUCGUACAUAUUCAGCAUCACCGGCCUGAAUGAAUACCUGAAGGACGUCAACCUGAACAGGAUGCCCGCUUGCAGCUACAACACCAAGAGGAGUGACUACAACUACGCCGACCCCAGCCUCUUCAACAACAACCAGAAGGUCUACGGCACAAACCCCAACAGCGACAACCAGCCAUCAGCGUCCCCCCCGAUUAAACGUGGGGGUUGUGGGGAGAGCAACACCCUCUGUCAGUUCACAGUUUUCGUGCCGAACGGCACCACAAUAGACAACUUCGGGAACAGCUACUACGGAAGACAGUUAUUCCGGGACAACAAUCGACUCAGAUAUGUUUUACGGCGUCAUAUUGCACUAAAUCGUAAGAUCUACGUGGACCAACUCAGUCGAGGGACACACGUGUAUACAGCUGACACAGGGGAGGAGGUCCGCUUCAACAAGAUUGAUGACAAGAAUACUGAAGUUUAUUUCAUGAAUGCAAGGGCUCGAGUCAUCCACUCCGAUCUUGGAGCCACCAACGGUGUCAUUCACAUCGUUGAUGACUUCCUGUUUGUCAAUGAAGACAUGACAAGAGACAUUUCAGGUAGUUCCAAGAUGGCUGCCACUAGAACGACGACCUUAAUUAGUUUAAUUGUCUUGUUAUAUUCUGUUUGUUUGUGAAUAAUAAUUUGUUUUGUGAAUACUCUCUUGGUGCCAUUGUUUAUGACUGAAGAUUCCAGGUGUUACACGAUCUCAAGCAAUCUGUUUACAAUCAAGACAGGGGUUGUUGGAAAAGAGUCAAGCACUGCUUCUAUAUGCAUAUGCCCCAAAUGUUCAUGUAUGUUUUGGCAAUGUUGACAUAGAGUAUUGGUCUCGUUGUAAUUAAAGAUUGGUUCAGUGAUCUGGAGGAUAGAGCAUCUGCCAGAGAGCGGAAGGUCAAUGGUUGAAUACUGGUACUGUCUUGAGAAAAGAUGAUACUUAUUGUUGCUCUGCCUGGUGUUAACAGGAUACAGUAACUGGUGUGCUCAGGGUCACUAUACAGUGUCUGAGUAUUCAUGUGGAAAUGGAAAUUGGUAUCUCAAUAAUUCCUCUUUUAAAACUGGAACGAUUGUGUCUUGUCAUGAAAUUGAAAAAGUGAUGCAUGUUGGUCUGGUUCUGCCCAGAGUCGUUGUGCCUUGUUAUAAAAUUAGUCACAUUUAGCCAGAAUGGAACCACUGAUCCCUGGUUCUGGGUGCUGUAAAAACAACACACAAAACGAUCUUAGUGCUACAUUGAUCGUAAGUCUAUGCUUAACAAGGGGAGUUACGAUAACCUUAGCGCUACGAUCGCUUUGAAAAAUAGGCCCCGUCUUAUGAAAAGAUUGUACUUGUUGUUCGCCUGCUUGGAGUUGGGCAUUAGGGGAUUAAAUAUCUGGUCUCCUCGGUACCGCGUUAUUGUGGAAUAUUGCUGAAAAAGGCAUUAAACCUUACGCAGGUAGUGAAGUGAGGCUGUGUAGGAAUCAAAGGAAGACCGAAGUCAAAUAACUUCCCUCAAUUCAUGGAUUGAGUGUGGACCAUACCAUUGCCAGAUAUUGAAUCAAAGUGGAUGGUAGAGUUGAGUUGAGUUGGGCUUUACGUCACAUCGGCAUUAUUCCAGCCAUAUAGUGACGAGAACAAGUCUGCAUUAAUAUACAUUGAGGAGGGUAGAUGGUUGCAAAGGUCUGUUUUUAUUGUGCGGGUAUUCAUAUUAAGUUUGGGCAUGGCAUCUUAACAUUUCUCUUUGUAAAGAAACAGCUGUGUCUUGUCAUGAAAUUAAAAAAGGGAUGCAUGUUAAAGAAUUUUAUCUUUUUA
Messenger RNA from Haliotis rubra (blacklip abalone), 3340 nucleotides. Its product is annotated as periostin-like. NCBI's taxonomy places the organism in Eukaryota, Metazoa, Mollusca, Gastropoda, Lepetellida, Haliotidae. Gene Ontology annotation, cellular component: extracellular matrix. Gene Ontology annotation, molecular function: cell adhesion molecule binding. Gene Ontology annotation, biological process: extracellular matrix organization; cell adhesion. The coding region runs from base 54 to 2192 and encodes 712 amino acids. The transcript is spliced from 13 exons. The record is from RefSeq and is a predicted model, not a curated record.